Messenger RNA from Aphanomyces invadans, 813 nucleotides. RefSeq lists its product as hypothetical. NCBI's taxonomy places the organism in Eukaryota, Oomycota, Saprolegniomycetes, Saprolegniales, Verrucalvaceae. Bases 1 to 813 code for a protein of 270 amino acids. The record is from RefSeq and is a predicted model, not a curated record. The transcript has 2 exons.
AUGUCAGCCAAUCAGAUUGACCGAACGAGAUUGCGAAAACUCCAGCGAUCUUCCCUUGGGACAUGGGUUCAAAAAGGAUUCGCCAGCAUCAUGGCAUGCCAAAUGAUGGCGCGCGGCGUCGAGCUGUUCACCCCGCCUCCGGUCCGUGCGUAUGUACCGACCGCCGUCCACAUCUCCCACGUGGACACCAAACCGAUCCGGUUCUCCAUCCACCUUCGCUGCGUCGACGACGGCAUCUUCACCUACUUCGUCCAAUGUAACCAAUUCCCCUUUCGCAAGUACCUCCACUUGACGAUCAAGAUGGCGCGGGAGCUGCUUCGACGAUUGCAAGCGUCCCCCGAAAAGCACGACGUCGGUCAUCUUCAGCUGCCUCACCCCAUUUUGGCCCGUCUACUUGUCGGCCGCCGUGACACUGCCCACCUCGUCCACGGAUUCCUGCAGGUUGUGUUUGACAGCCCACGCAUUCUCGCGGAUCCGGUUCUCCAUGAUGCGUUUGGACUCACGGCGUCCGAAGCCGAUACCCUCCUGGAAAUUACGUUCCUCAUGCAGGUAUGGCGGCAACGAGACGCGCAUCACCGCCACAAAGCCCUGCGCCGCGUUCGUUGUAUCGUUCACGAAAUGCAACGCCACGAUUGGGAGUAUGCGACCAUGAUUUGUCGCUUCCUUCAUCAUCAGCAAGCUUGCGACUGCAAUCACCCGCUUCGGCUUCCACUUCUCGUCUACGAUCACGACAUGGAGUUUCAUGUCGGCCUGCCCCACCACACGUCCCGCAUCCAUCGACCUGGUCAUGUCGUCGGGCCUGGAGGAAAAUGA